CCCCAUACCCCGUUAGCACCUGCUAACCCCAAAAACGCUACACAUGUAUUUAUAAACACUACACACGUAUUAUUAAAAACCACUACUACCAAUAUAUUCCAUCUCAAUAUUGACGAAACUACAUAGUCCCAAGACAACUAUGACCAGAAACACUACCAUGACUGCACAUCAAACUACUACAUACCCUACAUAUUAACAACACAAGCGAUCAAUAAAAAAAAGACUACCAAAAACUUCCAUGUAAAAACACUACCACGACUAUUAGGACGGUGCUAACCCCCUAUAGGAUUAGCACCGUAGCUUGUCCCGACUUCACUCCAAUUACUUAGAAUUUUACGUUUAUUAUCUCAUAUUUUAGCUAUAAUAAAGUUGUAAAUAAGUGAGAACCUUAGUGCAUCGAAUAAUUUAAAUAUACUUAUCAUACUAUAGAUUGUUUCUUAAUUUUCUUAAUGAAAAAUCAAUGUUUCUAAUGUUUUUCUAUAAUUAAAUUAUACACUCAUAUGGAUCGAUUUGUCCCGACUCGGGCCCUAUGAUAAAUUACUCGACCUACCACGAGGCGGGUAUGGGUAUCGAGAUACCCUCCCUGACCUGCCUCAUUGCCAUUCGUAGUUUUAGGUUACGAAUGAAACCAAAAAAUCGAUAAGCCAUUAAUGCAAUAAAAGGUUCAGUUUUGGUUUCCAGCUUACUCUGUCAAAUAAUGAUAAAUUUUUAAUGGUUUCGGUUUCGGUUUGGUCAGUUGACUAUUAGAGUUUCAAUUUGUAAUGGUUUCUCGGGCGGUUAACCAAAUCAAGCUAAACCGCCACCCCUAUGUGAAUUAUUAGGGGUGGUAAACGGUAAUCCGGUAAACGGUAAACCGUUUACCGGCGGUAUCGGCAGCCGAGCGGGAAGUUGGGGGAGUCGGUUUACCGGACACGGUAUCGGUAAAUACCGACGGUAAAUUGGUAUUACCGAUACCGAAUCCCCCCUCCCUACUCCCUAGUGCUACGCUGCGUUUUGUUGCUUUACCCCCAAACAUAUAAAAACUUACAUACAUGAAUGUAAGUAUAGGCCUAAAAAAUAUUGUAAAUAAGAGUUAAUAAUAAAUUAUUAAUUACAAAAAUGAUGAAAAAAACUAAAAAAAAUCAAAAUAUUACAACAUCACCCCACUUUUGGAAAUUCGGUUCGGUAAAUAUUCGGUAAACCGCCCGAAAUAGCUUCUCACGGUAUUUCGGUAAUACCGGUUUGUAACCAUUUACCGGUAAUUCGGCAAUCGGUAAACCGGUUACAAACCGGUAUCGGUAAUCGGUAACCAGUUUGGCCAACUUCGUUAUACCGAAACCGGUAAAUUCGGUAAACGGUAAAUUGUUUACCGACCGAAUCCCACCCCUAUAAAUUAUGGUCGUUGAAAACAUGUAACUUGAUAACAAAUUUUGUGAGGUAAACACCGUUAACUUAUUUCUACCAUAUCUAUUUUUAUUUGGAAUGUCAUAUUUUGUUAAUCAGACAUGAAUCGACACAAAUUUGAUGCACUACUGAUCGUACCAUUCCACUUGCUAAACCUGCAGUUCAAAUUAGUUUGGCAACCUUGAGCACAAUUGAUCACUAUGGCACCCAAAUUUCUAGGGUUUAUUUUAUAGAUAAAGGUAAAUGAUGGAUAAAAUCUGUUAAGAGGAAGAGGUAAUUGUUACGAAUGGAGUGAAAAGGAUUGACGGGACGGCGACGGCGACGGCGGCGGCGGCUAUAGAUGUAGAUAUGUGCUGCAUUUUUCAAUCAGGAAGCCCGGAAGGAAGGAAGGAAGGAAGGAAGAUCUCCCACCGAUUUCUUGUCAUCAAUUCUUCCAAAUUCAUACACGUCGUCUUAUCUCCUCACCUCCAUUCCUAGCUGUGUUGAGGUGAUAAAAAGGACAUUUUUAAUACCUAAAUUUUGUGCUAACCCGAUAAGAACUAACAACAUGCUACCUAUCGGUUGUGGUAGUUCACGUAAGAGUUGUAGUUUUAUGAUUGCAAAAACAAUAAUUACAACUACAAAAGUCAUCAUGAUUAUAGCUAUGAUUGUGAAGAAAAUGCAAUCCUACAACUGCAAAAUACAACGAUUCAGCGGCGGACUCAGAAUAUUCGGAGAGGUGCGUCAGUCAGUCAAUAAAAAUAAUAAAAAUAUUAAAUAAUAAUUUAUUUAUUUAUGGAGUACAUAGUAUCAUUGUUUUUCACAGUGAGCAAAAAAAUUGUAUAUUAUGAGAGGCUUGUGAAAUACACUAAUCGUUUAUUUUGCAAAAUAAAUAUUUUUCAAUGCAAACAACCCAAUGGGUGGGUCUGCCAGUUGACCGGCAACCAAGGAGGUCGUGCCAGGGGGUCCAGCACGGGACCCAAGUGGAUGACUCUCAAUUGGUGUGCAUGUGGGACGGGGCAACUAGGAGGGGAUCACAUUCGGCUGGAGGGAUGGUUCUUUGUGGUCAGGGAAGGUCGGUCCUUCGGGCUAAAGGUGUGCAAUUUGCACGAAUUGAUGAACCGAUGGUGGUGGAACUGCUGGUGCUGCGUGAGGCUAUCACUUGGUGUUUAGAGUGGGGUUUGUCCGAGGUUCGGUUCGAGGGUGAUGCGAAGGUCAUUAUUGACAAGAUUAAUCAAGCCGAUUCUCGGGACAAUCACUUGGGGGCUGUCCUGGAAGAGAUUUGUCAACAUUUUGAUGCCCAUCCGGGGUUUAGUGUGCGGUUUGUAGGUCGGGAUAACAAUAGGGUAGCUCAUUCGGUAGCUAGAAAAGCCCUCUCUUUGUACCCAUCUGGGAAUCGUUUGUUUGAUUUCAGGGCCUGGCUGCUCUCCAGGAUGUAAUUAUCUCUUUGAUUGGAUUAAUAUAUAUUACAUUUUGACAAAAAAAAAUGCAUACAACCCAACAAUCAUCGAUAAAUUGGUCAUUAAAAUAUAAAUUUAUGACUUUGUUACGGUGACAUACAAAUCACUGUGACUGGGACAAAACAGUCUACCAGUUCCACCAACUGGUCCGCCUCUUUCAUUAAUCGCACAUGAUGAACCAUUGUUGUUGAUAGAUAUGCUUGCUUGUAAGAGAGUUGAAGUUAGAACAAAAGUUGGAGCAUAGAUGAUAAGUUUCUCUAGUCAUUGUUCUCCCAUGGAUAUAGAAAAUAUUAAGCAUAUUUAUUUUUUAGAUUUGACUUAUUCUACAUAGACUCUCAUAUCUUUCCUUCAAAUUCUCAGUUUGCUUUUUUUUAUUAUCAUAUAGUUGUCUUUGUGAUGGAACAUCUUUGUUGCUAUUGUUGUUAUGAAGAUACUUAAAAAGUAGGUAUACAUGUUAUACAAUUGUGUCAUCUUUAACGUGCAUAAAUCUUCUAUCAUCUUGCUUUUAUGGGUUCUUAUUUCAGAAGUGCUAGAAGAGAGUGUUAUUUAUUUUUGUCUAUGUAUAUAAUCUUUAAAGAGAUUUGGUUGCCCAUGGGUGGUAGGAUAUUGCUUUACUACUGAACAAUUUUGUAUGGUAGUCAUUCUAUUGUCCAUUAUUUUCCUAAUGUAAGUAGAUGAUAACUUAGUCAUUUGGCCUACCGUUCACUGUAAGCGAUUCACCAUUUGCCAGAAGCGGUAGAACGACCCCUUCUAAAAAGCAUGUGUAAGUUAAAGGUAAGUGUGAUGUCCAAUCAACCAUUUUUCGGAAGCGGUCACGAUGACUUGCAAAUCACUAUAGGCAUACCUUCAUUUAUCAACUUCAUAGUAAAAAAAAAUCAUUUCACUACUUGCAAUUGCAACAGAUGUAUCAGUUACAACUUUUGUAGGAGUGUCAAAGAUUAUAAUUUCAAAUUUUUAUAACAAAACAUAAACUUUCACCGAAAUCCCGGGUGCGACACAUCUCCCCUUAAUUAAGUUAAAUCCACACCUACAAUGACUGCAACUGCAAAACAGUGUUUACAACUAUUAUUGUACUGCUACAACUCAUAAUUAGCAUGAUGUUAACCCUUAUAAUUAAUAAGCUAAUCGAUUCAAGUUAAUUUUUAACUGGUAUAGUUUGUUUUUCCUAUAUUCUGAUUUGGCUUUUUUCCUUCUUUCCUUGUCAAUUUGUGUAAAUCUGUUUGUUACAUGUAUGAUGCAUUCAGUCGUACCUUGAGUAAAAUUAAAAGUAUAGUAUGCAUUGAGUAAUAAAAUAAUAUCUAAGCCUAGGGGUGGAAGUUUGGUUCUGGUUUGUGGAUAACCCAUGAACCGCAUCAAACCACACACAUUGUGGUUAACCACGCCCACAAUUUUGUGGGUAGUGGGUUGGGUGUGGUUAGCAAAAUCCUAACUUGUGUGGUUAGUGGUUAACCACUAACCACAAUGGUUGACCCACAAAAUUCACUAUACACACAUUAACAUUAGUAUAACAAACUUUUCUUUACAUUUAAGUCCAUCAUGCUUAUUAUUAAUAGUUAAAGAUAUAAGAAGUAAUAACUAAUUUCGUAAAAUGCUGAAAUAACUCAACGUAAAAAAUGCGAACUAAUAGG
This is a messenger RNA of Linum trigynum, 4450 nucleotides long. The record is from the annotation of a GenBank genome assembly. NCBI's taxonomy places the organism in Eukaryota, Viridiplantae, Streptophyta, Magnoliopsida, Malpighiales, Linaceae.